CUCUCUCUCUCUCUCUCUCUCUCUCUCUCUCUCUCUCUCUCAUAUUUUUAAAUCACAAAUUUACAAUGGACCCUCUUCCUACUGCAACUCCAACUCCAGCUCCUGCUGCUACCUCAGCUAGUGUUCAACAUGUAAACAAGAAGUCCUCCGAUGAGCUGCUAAGAAAGUUUGCUGAUUCAGGGGAUGAGGCUGAGGAGGCCCCGGAAAAGAAACAAGUGAUUCGGAUGUCGAAACGCCGGAAAGUGAGAAACCGGGCAAGUGGUGAAGGGGAGCAAUGUGAGAGCCCAUCAAAUGGCAAGAGCAGCUUAGUGGAGAGGAGGUCUCUGCUUCCUGCUGCUGGCACUAAGAACAAGGCAUUGCUUAGGCAACUUGGGGUUCAUGGCAGGGCAUCACAACUCAGGGCCAGGGAUAUCAGGAACAAGUCUCUCUUUGGUGCCAUUCACAAGACAUGGAGAAGGACCAUAGAAGGGGCUUCAAAGGUUUUCAUGGAGAAGCAUUACAAUAGACACAAGCGUUUGAUAAGUGACAUUGCCUAGCUCACAGAGUCUCUUAAAUUCCAGAAAUUUCUAGUUGGAAGGUCUCAGUCAGCCUUGUGUAAAUCUUGCAUCCAAUUUAUAUUUCUCAUUAAUCUUUAAUAUUGUUUCUUUUUUCACAAUGAAUAA
Messenger RNA from Prunus mume (Japanese apricot), 662 nucleotides. RefSeq lists its product as uncharacterized. NCBI's taxonomy places the organism in Eukaryota, Viridiplantae, Streptophyta, Magnoliopsida, Rosales, Rosaceae. The record is from RefSeq and is a predicted model, not a curated record.